Messenger RNA from Phalacrocorax carbo (great cormorant), 1151 nucleotides. The record is from RefSeq and is a predicted model, not a curated record. NCBI's taxonomy places the organism in Eukaryota, Metazoa, Chordata, Aves, Suliformes, Phalacrocoracidae.
AUGUGCACCCUCAGCAAGUUUGCAGAUGACACCAAGCUGAGUGGUGCAGCUGACACGCCAGAAGGACAGGAUGUCAUCCAAAGAGACUGGGACAAGCUGGAAAGCUGGGCCUGUGUGAACCUCAUGAGGUUCAACAAGGCCAAGUGCAAGGUCCUGCACCUGGGUCAGGGCAACUCCCGAUAUCAGUACAGGCUGUGGGAUAAAAGGAUUGAGAGCAGCCCUGCAGAGAAGGACUUGGGGCUACUGAUGGAUGAAAAGCUGGACAUGAGCCAACAAUUCCAAGGUAGCAGUUCUGCUAGCCCCCCUACUUACCUCUCUGAGGUUCGAGAACUCUAUCAUUUCAUGAUCGCUGUGCCCAAGAAGGCCUCCAACCACCACAUCACCCACAAGUCCUUCUCUGUUCACAAGCAACAGGUUCAGUGGGGCCCCUUCCCUAGUAACAGUCAUAUGAAAGAAGAAAAUUAUGGUGCCGCAGUGGAUUGUUAUACCAGGGCUAUAGAACUGGAUCCAAACAAUGCAGCCUAUUACUGCAACAGGGCUGCUGCUCAAAGUAAGCUCAACAACUACAGUGAAGCAAUAAAGGAUUGUGAGCGCGCCAUAGCAAUAGAUCCAAAGUACAGCAAAGCAUAUGGGAGAAUGGGGUUGGCUCUGACCUCAGUGAAUAAAUAUGAAGAAGCAGUUGCAAGUUACCAAAAAGCACUGGAUCUUGAUCCAGAAAAUAACUCUUAUAAGUCAAAUUUGAAAAUAGCAGAACAGAAACUAAGAGAUGUGUCUAGUCCUACUGGAACUGGCCUGAGUUUUGACAUGGCAAGCUUGAUAAACAAUCCUGCCUUCAUUAGUAUGGCAGCAAGCUUAAUGCAGAAUCCUCAAGUUCAACAAUUGAUGUCGGGGAUGAUGUCAAAUGCCAUUGGUGGCCCUGCUGCGGGUGUUGGUGGCCUGGUGGAUUUGUCCAGCCUGAUCCAUGCAUAAGUGGGGCAACAAUUUGCACAACAGAUACAGCAACAGAAUCCAGAGCUCAUAGAGCAACUGAGAAAUCAUGUCCGGAGCACAUCUUUCAGUGGCAGCACUGAAGAGCAUUCCUGACUUAAAGGAGGCAUGUGAAUUGGAGUGGUAUAUAACCCCAAAAUGCAUACCAUAGUUAGUAGCAAAAG